ACUAUUCCUCCGCCCCUCGGAUACGCCUCCUCCUGGCAUUCCUCUCAUAGUAUCCUGCGCUUCUGGCGGGGACCCCGUCUCACCUGGAGCUCGCAUACAAUACAGCCGACAUUUCCAGCUUACUGUGUUUUGAAACCUCCCGCACCGGGACCUCCGCAUCUCUCCUUGCUUCCGAGAUUUCCUGCGGUGUCUCCAUCUCCCGACCAUCCCUACGCUGCGCGGUGGUCUGUCUGUCUAACGCGUCUCGUCUCGUCUCCUCGACCUCGUACCGUCCGUCGUGUCCUUUCGAGGCUCUGUCUUCUCGUCUAAUCUCCUCGCCACUCCCCCCUCUGCUUCUCCUUGUUUGCCGUUAUUAGUCAUCCAUGCGAUGCCUCUACUGCGAGCAACAGCAAUACCACCAGCAGUCGCAGUAGCAGCAGCACCACCAUUAGGGAUGACGCUGCUUCCGCCUCAGCAGCUGUCCCCCCCGCUUCCGCUUCCGCUUCCGCUUUCGCUUCCGCACCCCGUGCCCUUCCAAUGCGCGGCCUCCGUCGCCGUUUCCCCGCGCCAUUCCUUCCGCCGCGUCGUGUCGGUCCGCGCGGGGAGUUCCGACCACCUUAGUUCCCCCGCUUCCGAGCCCGCGGGGCUUCCGCUUUCUCCGCGGGCGCAGAGGCCGCGGAGACGCGGCGGCGGAGCAGCUUCCUCCAACGAAGCGGCGGGGGGAGCGGCGGUAGGGGCGGGAGCGGCGGUAGGGGCGCGACUAGAGCCGGUAGCAGCGGCGACAGAAGGCAAGGGUGCGGUUGACGUUGAUAGUAGCGAUAGUGAUCGCACCGACGGCGGCAGCGACGGCGGCGGCGCGCCGACUAGUCCGCAUCGGCAGCGACGGGGGGCAGCCGACGCGGCGCCGGCGCCAGCGCCGUCGCCGGCGCAGGCGCGGGGGGCGCCUCCGCGGGGGGGAUAUGCGAGCGGACGGGGGGCCGCGGGGAGAGCGGGUCGAUACGUGCGGUCGGGCGCUCGCGCUCCUUCCGCUGCGCCACAUGCUGCUGGGGUGACGGCAGGCACGGGGAGACUGGCGGACGGUGCAGGAGACCGCCACGCCCCUGCCUCCACGCCCGCCCACCGCCGGCAAGCCGCCACCACCAGAAGGCCCUUCCACCCGCGCUCCGCGCGCUCCCCGCAUGCUGCAGCGCCAGCGCCCUCUGCCGCCUCGCCAGGGCUGCCAGGUGCUUCCUCAGGUGGUUUCGCCGCCGCAGCAGCCACAGCACAUGCAGCAGCAGCAGCAGCGGGGUCGACGCCCGCUGCAGUGGCUGCCGCUUUUGCGGCUGCGAGGGGUGGGGGAGGAGGGGACGGGGAGGGGGUGGGUGACGGAGGGGGGAAAGGACAGGGGAAGGGGGAAGUAAAGGUUAAGGGAGAGGGGGAGGGGGAGGGGGAGGAGUCCGGUAUUUCCCGUGUGAUUGCACUCGGUCGAAUGGGAGGAAAGGAGAAUGGGCAUGGCAAGGCGAGGAGAGGGGAAGAGGGAGGGGAAGGGGGAGGGAACGCGGGAGGGGAAAGUGGAGGGGAAAGUGGAGGGGAAGCGGGAGGGGGGAGUGGGUUUGGAGUGGAGGAGGGAUGGGACAUGGAGUUCGACCAUCAGGUGGAAAUGGACCUAUCGGUGCCUGCUGACGUGGCGUGGCAGCUGUGGGUGGAUCUGGAGCAGGCUCCCAAGUGGAUGAAGUGGAUUCAACGGGUGGAGCUGCUGCCUGCUAGUCUGCAGGAACCUUCAGCAGCAGCAGCAGCAGCAGCAGCAGCAGAGGCAGCAGCAGGCACUCGUACUGAUGAUCUCGUAUCACGAGCAGCAGCAGCAGCAGCGGAGGCGUCUGGCAAUCUGCAGCACCGCAUUCAGCUCUCCAGAUGGACCUGCUGCACCACUGGCUUUGAGGUGUCCUGGACGGCCCGUGUGAUGCGGCUGAGCGACUCGCCGCCCGACCGAGUGCUGACGUGGCAGACUGUGGAGGGCAUUCCGUGCCGCGGGCAAGUCACCAUCCGAGAUGCCGCCAGCAGCAGCGGUGAAGGGAGUGGUAGGAGCACUACCAGCAGCAGCAGCAGCAGCAGCAGCAGUCGGAUGGAGCUUCUUAUAUGGCACCAGCUCCCGGGGUCACUGGCUCGGAUCAUGAGUGAGCGAGCGCUCUCUGCUCUCAUUCAGGCCACACUAAGGAGCGACCUGCAGAGAUUCGAACAGUAUGCGAGGGCGCAGCACCAGGUGACCCUGUCGAACCGCUGCCACUGACGCACCCUGUGGCGCGCCUCCCACCCACCUCCGCUACUCCUGACACGCCCUGGAAACCGCCUGGCAGGCUCCUGCACUUUCAGCUUCACAACUGCUCCCAUCCUUCCCCCAGCCUCCUCCCAUCCCCAUCCUCCUCCCAUCCCCAUGCUCCUCCCAUCCUCCUAUCAUUGUCCCAACUCCCAUUCUCCUCAUAUCAUUGCCAUGUGCACUCGGCUCGUCAAUCCCUCCCUCUGUCCCACCCUCGAGGGUUAAACCCUGGUGGCAUCAGGACAUCCUGGGGACGUGCUGAGCCACAUCACCAUGCCACAUCAUCAACUACCCUCCUGAAUCCAUUCUAGCCAACUCCCCUCCCCCAACUCUUCUCUGCCACCACUUAGAUUCCCCGACUCAUCCCCAACCAGACUACAUUCCACUCCCAUGACCCCUUCUCCCCUUCCCUUCCCCUCUCCUCUCCUCUCCUCUCCUCUCCCCCCCCCUCCCUCACUCUGCACUAGCAUCCUGGGAAUCGUAGUGCCAUUGCAAGGGAAUGUGUCUGAGCAACCCCCAGCUGCUCAACAGGAGGAAGGGCUUGCACAAACUCAGAUGGCAAUAGUGUACCAAUAAGUUCACAGCACAUUUAUGUUGUCGUGACUUGCACGGUUGUGCUGAGGUAAGUACCAGCAGGUGCUGUUUGAGUUUUGUGAGUUGGGAUGGGCCGACCCGACAGCCUAGUGUACUGCUGAGGUGUGUACCAGCAGGUGCAACGGUGUGUAAGGUCAUAACUUGCUACUCCUGCAAGGGGAUGCUGUAGAUUGUGUGAGAUGGGUACUACAAUGUGCGCUGACGAUGCUGACGCAGCAGCAGUUGCUGCAGUCCGAGCAAUCCGUGAAACAGAAUCCACCAACAGUGGAAACACCGGUACAAGCACAUCACGCAGAA
Closterium sp. NIES-67 is the source of this 3163-nucleotide messenger RNA. The record is from the annotation of a GenBank genome assembly. NCBI's taxonomy places the organism in Eukaryota, Viridiplantae, Streptophyta, Zygnematophyceae, Desmidiales, Closteriaceae.